Messenger RNA from Ylistrum balloti, 951 nucleotides. RefSeq lists its product as uncharacterized. The transcript has 7 exons. The record is from RefSeq and is a predicted model, not a curated record. NCBI's taxonomy places the organism in Eukaryota, Metazoa, Mollusca, Bivalvia, Pectinida, Pectinidae. The coding region runs from base 1 to 951 and encodes 316 amino acids.
AUGAAGACAUUUUUUCUAUAUUCAUUGACAUGUCUGACAGUGGCGACAGUGAGUGGAACCUUUGAAUGUUUCUGUAACUUUUUACAUCCGGAGUAUUAUGUAUUACCGUGUCCUGACCUACACCAUCGUCCUAUUGGUACCAUAGAUAUGCCGGACCAUGUCCUGAAUCAUUUCUACGCUUAUGACCUUAAUGAUCGAUAUUGCAAGGCCAGAUUGUCCGGAGUACAGGCACCACCAGGGUUCGAGCCCAUUCUACAUUACGGACAGUUAGCUUACCUGAGAGUAGACGCCGGAUUCAGAGUAAACAGGUGUACUGGAACGGUAAUUUUCAACAGAGGACAUCUCAACAUGUCCAGCAGUUGUCAGCAUAAUAUCAUGGGACCAAUAGGUUUAGUGAACCAAGGUCCCACCACACCACUUGCUACAUCACCAAAACCCGUGCAAACAACAGCAGCUCCAGUGCAACACCAUCCGGGACAAUGGCACACGUUUGCUCCGCCUGUGGUCACUACCCAGAAACCAUCUGCCCAUUGGAUACCACUCGUAGGAGUUACUCCAUCCGGAUGUAGAAAGAACGAUGUCGAUGUUGCCGUGCAGGGAGGGAAAUCUAUAUACCACUCAGACGCAAGGUCUUGUGGGAACAGUGCAGCGUCUUUCGACGAAUCCGUCCCUCUCGCAUUCUGUAAUAUUAAAGAAGUGUCACACUGGACAAUGUACCUACAGGUACGGUCAAACUGUGCCCAGUUAGCCUCUUAUCAUCCAGUCUCUGUAUUUGUGAACGGGAAUUUGCAAGCCGGAAGCGGAAGUGGAAUAUUUUUAGGAUGCACAAGUUCCGGUGGUUUUAAGCUUGCCCGGCAGACCUGCGCCAGCGGUAAGAUGGAGGUUGUGGAGAUCAACCCUGGUGGUACAGGAGUAUUUGACAAUGUCGAUAACUAUUACGUCAUCCAGUGA